This is a messenger RNA of Austrofundulus limnaeus, 6479 nucleotides long. RefSeq names its product cdc42 effector protein 3. Gene Ontology annotation, molecular function: small GTPase binding. Gene Ontology annotation, biological process: positive regulation of actin filament polymerization; Rho protein signal transduction; positive regulation of pseudopodium assembly. The record is from RefSeq and is a predicted model, not a curated record. Gene Ontology annotation, cellular component: cytoplasm; cytoskeleton; plasma membrane. The transcript has 2 exons. The coding region runs from base 4150 to 4740 and encodes 196 amino acids. Lineage: Eukaryota; Metazoa; Chordata; Actinopteri; Cyprinodontiformes; Rivulidae.
UGUGGUGUUACAAUAAGGAGGAAUUCAGACCAAAAAACUGCAGUUCCACCUUAUAUAGACACCAAAUAAAUGAUUUAAAUGUGAAAAAGAAGGAUUUAAAAGCAUGACAUGUCUCCUUUAACUGUACAAGUACACUUAAAUACACUUAAAUACUUAAGUACCGUCAUGGAGCACUGGUUAACACCUGGAGUAUUCAGUUGUGGGUUAAAUCAAAAGUGAAAAGAAAUCAAAAAAAAUCUCUGAGGAGUAAUUUUUGGGAUAUUCAAAUUYAACAGAUUUAUAAAGGCAAUUCCUAAUUAUUCGCAGUCCAUCCCUUCACUGAGACAAAAAGGACACACAAGUAGAAAACCUUCAAGACAGCCGCUAAUCCAACCAGGAGCGGAAAUUUCAAGAAUUUCUCCUCAAACUGAGACUGAGCAUUGAUCAUGGGAAUUGCAGGAAGGAAAUAAAGGAAACCAACAUGUCAGACUCUACAGAUUGUAGUUACCAUGAUGAAUGUUAAAAGUUCACGACUGUACAAUCAAAGCUAAACAAGUCGGGUUUGUAUGGAAGGGUGGCCAGGAAAAUAAAUCUCUUCACUAACAAGAAUAUGGCUGCACGGCUUAGAUUUGCCAAGUUGCGUCUCAACAAAUGACACGACUUUUGGAGAAGUGAUCUUUGGAAAAAUGAGACCAGACAUAAGUUGUCUGGUCAUAAUGAUUAGCACCGUACCAGAUAAAAACCAAACAACAUGAACUCCACGUUCAUCUGUCUGACAGCUGAAACUUCACCAAAACUGAGAAACGCAAUGGGACAAUGGAUGAGCCCAAUGCAAGAAACUGACAACGGGAUGGUUAAAAACAAAAAGAAUCGAGGUGUGCCCUCUACCCAAAUAUUUUAUUUUGGCAAAAUCUUUAUAAGUGUUUGGUAUUAAACACUUGCAAACAGAAGAAAAUGGGCAAAAAUCCUUCCAUUUAGGCUUGGAUAUGACCGUUAAACAGCGACASAAUGUAAGGAAUUAUGUUUUGUAUAAUUUAUAUUUAUUCAAUUUAAAGACCUGUCAAUGAGCAAUGAUUUUUAAAAAUGCAACAUUAUGUAAAACCUUAGGCCUGAAAGAAGGUGUACCAACAUUUUACCAGAAUAAUAAAACUUCAGGGAUUGUUGUACUUGAAUAAAAAUAGCUUAAAAUGGUAUGGAAAAUUAAAACAUAACAUAUGAAUUGACAUCCUCAUAAUGCCUGUCUUUUUAUGAGUGUGUGUUUUUGUGUGUCCAGCAUGUGGUUACAGGUGGUCACUGUGUUCAUCAGAACAGACGUCUGCUAUAAGAAGACAGAGAUUGCCUUUGGAAUCUGCAAAAGAACAAGAAAUAAACAUUGAAAAGAAAAAUGACUGCAAAGACCUCCUGGUGGACUGGCAUUUCUCCUCAUGAUGGAUGGACUUUUAAAAAAAUCAUAAAAAAAUAAAAUGCAUGAGGUUUGGCCCCUUUUAAUCUCCAACAACACAUUUUUUAGAAAAAUAAAAUUGUCUGUCACAUUCUAGCCUUCCUGGAAAAGCUCACUGAUUGCAACAGACUUCUUAUUAAAAUAAAUGAGGCCAUGGAACUGGUAAGAAUGUAGUCUGAACCUUGGGAGAUGUUGAAGGGAAAAAAUAAGACCUUGGGGAGAAAAGGAGGGAGAAAAUUCAGUUUUCAGAGAAAAGAAAUAUAAAACUUUAUUGAUUGAUAGUACUUGCUUUAACAUCGACUUGGCUUCUUUUCUAUUUUUGCAUCUGUACUAAUUUUACCACUCACAUAUUAUAAAAGAGCUUUCAUAUUUAGGAUUCAGUUUUUUUAUUCCCAUCAUUACUAAAUAUAAAAGGAAAGAAAACAUUUUAUGAAGUACAUGUUUAUAUAAAAAUAUAUAAUUUGAAUUAGUACAUUAUUUAAGAAAAUCUAAGCCAAGAAGGAGAAGCUGUGUGUAAACAUAUGUGUGUCUUUACUUCCUCUUACAGUAGCAGAAACAUUGCCAAGUUUCUGCUGGAGCACCUUAAAAAGAUCUUGAGUCAUACUACAACAUCCUAUUACAACGACAAAAACAAGACUGAACAUUUUGAAAACACAAUAACUGGGGUUGAAAUAAUAUUAUUGUUAUUUGUGUUAAUUUUACAAUUUAGAGAAUUUAUGGAUGUAGCUGCAUUUAUCAAAGCUUUGAUCAAACAGUGUUUGUUUAAAAAAAAAAAAAGAACCACGCCAUGUAGGCAGUAAAUCUGCCUAAAGUUCUGGCUGUCUGGGGGCUUUAACACAGCGGAAGCUGGAGAACACACAACAAAGAGCGACAGGAAUAUUCACUGAAGCCUCAGUUUGGGCUUCUAGCGCCCGUCAAAGCAAUAUCUGGAAACACUUUUUCUUCUGCAACAACAAAAACAUGCAGCAUCCCAGAUUUCAGAACCAACAUAGCAGCAUCAAACCACAUUAGCCACCAUGGUCAGGCCUUAGAAAAGAGGUUUAUGCAGAAAUUCAGUUCAGGCUAAACGCACCAGCCCAGAGGACACAUAGAGAACACAACUAACAGAGCGAGUCCAACCUUGGUCAAACAUGAAGCCACUUCCAAACACUACAGAUGACAUCAGCUCUUCUUUAAAUUGUUUUCUAGCAUGAAAACAUCUCUGGACUUGUAGGUGAAAAAYGGAGGAUUCUAACAGAGAAAAUGUUCAGAACGUUUUGGUUUUGAUUUUUCUGUGGUCUUGUGGACAGUUCUGGCACUGGAGCAGAAGAAGAAGAGAGAUUAAGUCGCCACACCUAGUGUUGAUUACAUCUUAUUAAAAAGGAGGGUUUGAAAUUAAAUACUGUAAUACCUGUAAUACCUGUAAUACUUGUUUAUAUACAAAAGGCCAACAGUUUGGACAAAUAGAUUCAAACUAUUUUUUAAAAGAACAUUGUGGUAAUCUUUGAGCAUGAUUUUACAGUGGUAAUAAUGCGUUUGUUAGUCUGAGACAAUUUCCAGUUUACAGCUUCAACAUUUCACUGCAAAAACGACAGACGGGAGGCGUGAGAAUUGGAAAUGCAACAAGUUAUCCCUCUUGUGAAACCCGGUGUGCCUGCUCGUACAUGUCUGUGUGCUUUUUGAUUACGUAGAGAAACCAUAGGCCUUCAGUCAGGCAGAAGAGCCUGUGGAGUGGGGUGGACUGUGGGGCUUUACACAAGCCAACAGAAGGCAGGAAAUCAGGAAAUCGGCAGAGUAAAGAGACAAUACCGCAGAGAUUAGAGCUCAGUUACCCCCUCCUCUUUGUGGUUGACACGUUUGCUCGCAGACUACAACUUCCUUUGAUAAGCACUCAAUCACUGAACACCCACAAACCUUUUCACACUCUAUUUUUCUCACCCUUCCCUUUAUUGAAACACUUGCUUUUGUGCUGUUCUGAUUCAGUUUUAUAUGAUCAGAAAGAAAAGAAAAAACAAACAGCUUCUCUUUUGCACCCACUCUUUCAGGUGAAGGGUGCAGCCAAACAACCAGCAGGACUUCACCUGAUGACUAAAAGGCAGACUCCUCAGACGGAACGAUAAAAUCACACUGACUUGCAAAAACCUCUGAAGUGGGAUGAGUUCAUCAAUUAGAAACGACGAGAUAAAAUCUGAGCUUAGUUUUCCACCUGGAUGUCUUUCUUUUGUACUCCGACCUCCCCCUGGUUUAUCAUUUACGCAAGGAGGACUUUCACCAGAAACACACCUGGAGAGCUUUCCACAGUGAAAGGAGUUUACGCAGAAUGGAUUAACAAAACGGAUUUAAUGUUCAAACUUACUAAAGCAGGUAAGAAACCAUGUCUCAAUGGUCUCUUUGCAGGUACAGAGGAGUGUCCUGGAUGCAAAAGCUUUAAUUUGAAAGGUUAUUGAUCAGUCACAAAGGAGUAGACUACUUGCACAAACUGUUUCACUGUUUCAAGGCUGAGUAAUAAGGUUUGCCUUGUGACAGUUGACAAGCCCAUUCAUGUCAAGAAACAGUUUGCCUAAGAGUGCAGUUAAAAAAACAAGUGAGAUUCCUGACAGACACGGCUGUACAUGUGGGAUUCUAAUAUUUUCUACUAUUUAUUACACAAAAACAGAUGGCAUUAUGCCUUUGAGGUGCAACGUUUCCUAAGAAUCCACUGUGGGAGCAGGAAGCACGCGGCAGAGUAAAACUCAACUAAAUCUACCAAGAUGCCACUAAGAACAACACUGCACAGAAAAUCAAGCCGUUUGUCCAACAGGCACUCGAAGCGGAGGGAGGUGCUCUCCGUCAACAUGAUCAGUUUACCACACAAUGAUUUCCGCCACAUCGCUCAUAUUGGAAUUGAUGUAAAUAAAGACAGCUUUGGAGAUUUAUCCUUUCUAAAGCAGGGCCAUAGCCUACUCCAACAAAGUUCCAAAAGUGAGCAGAACCUCUUCCUAGCCUGCUCGCCACCUCCAAAGCCUCCUCGCCUCAAUCUGAAUGAAAAAGAGGAAUCGCGGAGCCCUGAGUGGUCUGUCGAUCAGAAGAGGCAGAAAUGUAACUCUUUGCCAAUGCUGGACAGUGACGACGAAGAAGAGCUGAAUAAGGAGGGGCACCACAACGGGAAUAACGUCGCAUCCAAUCAGACUGAUAGGCUUAUUCGUGGCAGCGUGAAUUCAGACACGUGUGAAGAAUCUCCAGAGAGCUGUCACAAAACUACUGAACUAAAAGACGAGGACAGCGGUUUCUCGUUCAGCCUCGACCUGGGCCCUUCAAUCCUGGACGAUGUUCUCAAGGUGAUGGACAAACAGCACAGCUGAAGAAACCAUGAAACAUGGCUCACAGGGAGAUGUUUGGAAUAUCAAGAACAAAUGAAACUCAAGCGCUUGUAAGGAGAAAAAAAACCCUGAUCCUAAAUUGAAAUCAUGAAACAAACAUUAUUAUUCAGAUAUUUGUGUGAUCUCUUAAAAAAAUCAACACUUAGAACACUGUGGUCUUCAGCACAUGUACUGUCAAUUUUAAAGACUUUUUAAAAUUUCUUUAACAUUUCCCCUUUUCUAUUAUUGUAUCUCAAACUGCACAACACUGAAUAGGGUUGUUAGGAGUAUUGUGUUUAGAAAAGCGAAGGCUGGAAUCCAAGGUUUUGAGCUGUGAUGUCUUGACUCUUCGCAUGCUUGCCAAUCUACUUUGUGCAGAAAGCAAUUUCUACUCCGCACGCAUGUCAGAGGCCCCACUGCAAGGUAGACCAAGGUACCCCCCAUCACCCGUUCCCAACAGUACAAUGAAAACAAACAUUUAGCUCUGCUUCCAAUAAAAAGCCAGCCAAUGGUGGCAGGUUUGGCGGCACACCAAACCAGGCCACAGAUCCAAGACCUUAAGAAGCAGCAAGGGAAAAAAAGGCAGAUCAAGCUGUUUUCUUAGCUGCAAAUAAGACUCCGAUGCCCUGGUUAGCUGUGCACGAGAAAGAAAGUGGUAACAGGUAACAUAAUAUUUCUAUACUGUACAUGCAGGGGGUGUCGAGGGAUGAAGACUAGACACAUCAAUUACUGCAGCAGAGGUCCUGAUGAGGGUUUAAACACUACCUUCUGGACAAACACGCGCCUGACACGAAAGACAUGCAUGCUACAACUCUCAUACACCGGAACACGAGUACAGAAAAGGAUGCAUGCAUGGGUAUUUCUACCCACAUCCUUAAACUGUGCCAGUAAAGCAAAGUCUAUUUUUGAUGAGACAGUGGCUCAGUUUGGACCUCUGUGGGGGGUUGACAAGAUGGUAUGUUGGCUAAAUACACAGAAAAUUUUGAAUUCCUAUGAGCCCAGAGGUUAUGAACCAAAAUGUACAAACCACAAGCGUCCUGCUUCGAGCAACAAAUUUAGAAUUCUCUGUAUGUCCAAACAGAAGCAGCAAUAAGUUUUGGGUACAUCAGCCCUGCAUGUCUGUUUUGGAGUCUGCCGUUGUAACUGUGAUAUUUCUGUUUCUUGUAUAUGUUUUGACAAUAGCUAUUGUGAAACAUUUCUUGCAUUGUAAAGUGAACCAUUUUGUACUUUGGUUGAGAAACAAAAAUUAUGCAUCAUUUAAAUUCCAACAUUUGGUGGUUUUGUGGAUAAAYGGCAUGAGAAUGUUUACAGACCCCAAUGGAUUUACAUUUCCUUGGCUUUUUAGUGUCAGAAGCCAAAAUGGUGGGACUAAGACUUGUAGGUUACUUAUAUCUACCAGUUUUCUCUUUAUUUGUUCUUCAAAAAAGUUAGCCUUGUACAACAAACCUCUCAAUAUUUCAACAUUGGGAUAGAUGUUUAAAUUAAUACAGGCAGAUAUAGCUAGGCCAAACUUCGCAGAGUCCAAAAAAACCAACAAAAAUUGUUUAUAUGAUUUUUACUGCUCCGAGGCACACCUGAAACACGAUGACUAAAGUGUUAUCAGUUAGAAGGAAAUGCAAAAGACUUGUUCAGACAGAUGUCAAACUGCACUGUGCUAAUUAAAAUAAMCUUUCAUGAUUAAACAACAUUUUAUUUACAAGUAAAGUUGUUUUGAAACACUAAAGGCUAAAACUUCAAAUGUG